Messenger RNA from Ochotona princeps (American pika), 5095 nucleotides. It is a transcript of the gene MINK1, whose product is annotated as misshapen like kinase 1. NCBI's taxonomy places the organism in Eukaryota, Metazoa, Chordata, Mammalia, Lagomorpha, Ochotonidae. Gene Ontology annotation, molecular function: ATP binding; protein kinase activity. The record is from RefSeq and is a predicted model, not a curated record. The coding region runs from base 242 to 4351 and encodes 1369 amino acids. Gene Ontology annotation, biological process: protein phosphorylation. The transcript has 34 exons.
CCGGCCGCCCCGCGCCUGCGCAGCAGCGUCGGCAGGCUCGGGUUGCAGGCUCCGGGGCGCCAGCUCCUGUCAGUCGGUGGGUCGGUCCUCCCGCCGGCCCUCCCCCUUCCCCGGUCUCCGGGGGAGGCGCGGUGGAGCCCGCCCCCGAGGUCCCCCGAUGGGGGAGAAGCGGCGGCGGCGGCAGUGGAAUAGCCGAGCCGGAGCGUGAGCGGCCCCGGGGCCCCGGUUCCCCGCGGCGGCCAUGGGCGACCCAGCCCCCGCCCGCAGCCUGGACGACAUCGACCUGUCCGCCCUGCGGGACCCCGCUGGAAUCUUCGAGCUGGUGGAAGUGGUUGGCAAUGGCACCUACGGACAGGUGUACAAGGGUCGGCAUGUCAAGACUGGGCAGCUGGCUGCCAUCAAGGUCAUGGACGUCACGGAGGACGAGGAGGAAGAGAUCAAACAGGAGAUCAACAUGCUGAAAAAAUACUCUCACCACCGCAACAUUGCCACCUACUAUGGGGCCUUCAUCAAGAAGAGUCCACCAGGAAGUGACGACCAGCUCUGGCUGGUGAUGGAGUUCUGUGGCGCUGGCUCGGUGACCGACCUGGUGAAGAACACCAAGGGCAACGCGCUGAGGGAGGACUGCAUUGCCUACAUCUGCCGGGAGAUCCUCAGGGGUCUGGCGCAUCUCCACGCACACAAGGUGAUCCAUCGGGACAUCAAGGGCCAGAACGUGCUGCUGACGGAGAAUGCCGAGGUCAAGCUAGUGGAUUUCGGAGUGAGCGCGCAGCUGGACCGCACCGUGGGCAGGCGGAACACUUUCAUUGGGACCCCGUACUGGAUGGCCCCGGAGGUCAUCGCCUGUGAUGAGAACCCAGAUGCCACCUAUGAUUACAGGAGUGACAUUUGGUCUCUAGGGAUCACAGCCAUCGAGAUGGCAGAGGGAGCCCCCCCUCUGUGUGACAUGCACCCCAUGCGAGCCCUCUUCCUCAUCCCCCGGAAUCCCCCACCCCGGCUCAAGUCCAAGAAGUGGUCCAAGAAGUUCAUCGACUUCAUCGACACGUGUCUCAUCAAGACCUACCUGAGUCGCCCGCCCACUGAGCAGCUGCUCAAGUUCCCCUUCAUCCGCGACCAGCCCACGGAGCGGCAGGUCCGCAUCCAGCUCAAGGACCACAUUGACCGGUCCCGGAAGAAGCGGGGUGAGAAAGAGGAGACCGAGUACGAGUACAGCGGCAGCGAGGAGGAGGACGACAGCCACGGGGAGGAGGGGGAGCCGAGCUCCAUCAUGAACGUGCCCGGGGAGUCCACGCUGCGCCGUGAGUUCCUCCGGCUCCAGCAGGAGAACAAGAGCAACUCGGAAGCCCUGAAGCAGCAGCAGCAGGUGCAGCAGCAGCAGCAGCGUGACCCCGAGGCGCACAUCAAGCACCUGCUGCACCAGCGCCAGCGGCGCAUCGAGGAGCAGAAGGAGGAACGGCGGCGCGUGGAGGAGCAACAGCGGCGGGAGCGGGAGCAGCGCAAGCUGCAGGAGAAGGAGCAGCAGCGGCGGCUGGAGGACAUACAAGCGCUGCGGCGGGAGGAGGAGCGGCGGCAAGCCGAGCGGGAGCAGGAGUAUAUCCGGCACAGGCUGGAGGAGGAGCAGCGCCAGCUCGAGGUCCUCCAGCAACAGCUGCUCCAGGAACAGGCCCUCCUGCUGGAGUACAAGCGGAAGCAGCUGGAGGAGCAGCGGCAGUCGGAGCGCCUGCAGAGGCAGCUGCAGCAGGAGCACGCCUACCUCAAGUCCCUGCAGCAGCAGCAGCAGCAGCAGCUCCAGAAGCAGCCACCACCACAGAUCCCGCCAGGCGACAGGAAGCCUCUCUACCACUAUGGCCGGGCCCUCAACCCCACCGCCGACAAGCCCGCCUGGGCCCGAGAGGUGGAAGAGAGAACCAGGAUGAACAAGCAGAACUCCCCCUUGGCCAAGACCAAGCCGAGCAGCACAGGGCCUGAGCCCCCGGCCCCCCAGGCCUCCCCUAGUCCCCCAGGACCCCUGUCCCAGACCCCUCCUAUGCAGAGGCCCGUGGAGCCCCAGGAGGGACCACACAAGAGCCUGGUGGCACACCGGGUCCCACUGAAGCCAUACGCAGCACCUGUACCCCGAUCCCAGUCCCUGCAGGACCAGCCCACCCGAAACCUGGCUGCCUUCCCCGCCUCCCACGACCCAGACCCUGCUGUCACCACACCCACCACCACACCCAGCGCCCGUGGAGCCAUCAUCCGCCAGAAUUCGGACCCCACCUCUGAAGGGCCUGGUCCCAGCCCCAACCCCCCAGCCUGGGCCCGGCCAGACAAUGAGGCCCCACCCAAGGUGCCUCAAAGGACCUCAUCCAUUGCCACUGCCCUUAAUACCACCAGUGGGGCCGCAGGGUCCCGGCCAGCGCAGGCAGUCCGUGCCAGACCUCGCAGCAACUCCGCCUGGCAGAUCUACCUGCAGAGGCGGGCAGAGCGGGGUGCCCCCAAACCUCCAGGGUCCCCUGCUCAACCCCCUGGCCCGCCCAACGCCUCUAGUAACCCUGACCUCAGGAGGAGCGAUCCUGGCUGGGAGCGCUCGGACAGCGUCCUCCCAGCCUCCCACAGCCACCUGCCACAGGCUGGCUCGCUGGAGCGCAACCGGGUGGGAGCCACCACCAAACUGGACAGCUCCCCAGUGCUAGUCCCCGGGAACAAAGCCAAGCCCGACGACCACCGCUCUCGCCCAGGCCGGCCUGCAAGCUAUAAGCGAGCAAUCGGUGAGGAUUUUGUGUUGCUCAAAGAGCGGACCCUGGACGAGGCUCCACGGCCACCCAAAAAAGCCAUGGACUACUCGUCGUCCAGCGAGGAAGUGGAGAGCAGUGAUGACGACGAGGAAGAGGGCGAGGGCGAGCCCUCGGAGGGCAGCAGAGACACCCCCGGGGGCCGCAGUGACGGGGACACGGACAGCGUCAGCACCAUGGUGGUCCACGACGUGGAGGAGAUAGCCGGGACCCAGCCCCCGUAUGGGGGCGGCACCAUGGUAGUCCAGCGUACCCCUGAGGAGGAGCGUGGCCUGCUGCAUUCGGACAGCAACGGCUACACGAACCUGCCUGACGUGGUCCAGCCCAGCCACUCGCCCACCGAGAGCAGCAAAGGGCAGAGCCCCCCAUCAAAGGAUGCAGGCAGUGAGUACCAGUCCCGUGGUCUGGUCAAGGCCCCUGGCAAGAGCUCAUUCACGAUGUUUGUGGAUCUGGGGAUUUACCAGCCUGGAGGCACUGGGGACACCAUUCCCAUCACAGCCCUGGUCGGGGGAGAAGGAGGCCGGCUGGAUCAACUGCAGUAUGACGUGCGGAAGGGCUCCGUGGUCAACGUGAACCCCACUAACACACGGGCCCACAGUGAGACCCCCGAGAUCCGCAAGUACAAGAAGCGCUUCAACUCAGAGAUCCUGUGCGCAGCACUGUGGGGGGUCAACCUGCUGGUGGGGACGGAAAAUGGGCUAAUGCUGCUGGACCGCAGCGGGCAGGGCAAGGUGUACGGGCUCAUUGGGCGGCGCCGCUUCCAGCAGAUGGACGUGCUGGAGGGGCUCAACCUGCUCAUCACCAUCUCAGGGAAAAGGAACAAACUGCGGGUGUAUUACCUGUCCUGGCUCCGGAACAAGAUCCUGCACAACGACCCAGAAGUGGAGAAGAAGCAGGGCUGGACCACUGUGGGGGACAUGGAGGGCUGCGGGCACUACCGCGUUGUGAAAUAUGAGCGCAUCAAGUUCCUGGUCAUCGCCCUCAAAAACUCUGUGGAGGUGUACGCCUGGGCCCCCAAGCCCUACCACAAGUUCAUGGCCUUCAAGUCCUUCGCUGACCUCCCUCACCGCCCUCUGCUGGUUGACCUGACAGUCGAGGAGGGGCAGCGGCUCAAGGUCAUCUACGGUUCCAGCGCCGGCUUCCACGCCGUGGACGUCGACUCGGGGAACAGCUAUGACAUCUAUAUCCCUGUGCACAUCCAGAGCCAGAUCACGCCCCACGCCAUCAUCUUCCUGCCCAACACAGACGGCAUGGAGAUGCUGCUGUGUUACGAGGACGAGGGCGUCUACGUCAACACAUAUGGGCGGAUCAUCAAGGACGUGGUGCUGCAGUGGGGAGAGAUGCCCACCUCCGUGGCCUAUAUCUGCUCCAACCAGAUCAUGGGCUGGGGCGAGAAAGCCAUCGAGAUCCGCUCCGUGGAGACGGGGCACCUGGACGGGGUCUUCAUGCACAAGCGAGCCCAGAGACUCAAGUUCCUGUGCGAGCGGAAUGAUAAGGUGUUCUUUGCCUCUGUCCGCUCCGGGGGCAGCAGCCAAGUUUACUUCAUGACUCUGAACCGGAACUGCAUCAUGAACUGGUGACAGGGCCAUGGGCUGGGCUACCCCCCGUGGACCCAGCCCUCCCCGCACCUCCCGCCGCCCCGCUUUCCCUCCCUGGGCUUUUUUGCUUUUACUGGUUUGAUUCACUGGAGCCUGCUGGGAACGUGACCUCUAACCCUUUUCCUCCCCUGCCCGCUUUUGUGAUCACGUGACCAUCCUGAUCCCCCUCCCCUCCCCAGAGGUUCUCUCCCCCCAGAACUGUGCCUGUCCCCAACACAUGGGGAGCGACACAGCUUUCCCAACCAGGAAUCGAGUGGGCCUUGCUCUUCCUCCCCUGGGGAGGAGAGUGCUGGGGGCCUGGCCCCCUUACCCACUGCUGCUGACUGGGCAGGGCACCGGACCCCUGGAUUUGCACGUUAGGGGAGCCGGCUCCCCCCUUGAAUGUACCAGACUCUGGGGGGGUGUCACUGGGCCCCAGGUUUAGGGGAGUCUCCAGCCAUUCCAUGGGCAGGGACCACUUCCUCAUUUUUCUGAAAGCACUUUAAUGAUUCCCUCCCCUCAGACCCCAGGGGAUGGAGGGGGAACCCCCGUCAGCCAAAACAUUCCUUACCCCCCUUCCUGACCCCCUCUGCCCCAGCCUCUCCCUCGGUGGAGGGUGGGAGCAGGGCACUCCUGUCCUGACCCCCCACGCUUGCAGCUGUAUAUAGUGUGAGCAGCAAGUACCCCCUUCCCCCCAGUGUAGUGGCCUUGGACCUCCCGUUUGUUAAUAAAGACAAUUCAACCAGC